Messenger RNA from Prunus dulcis (almond), 2611 nucleotides. RefSeq names its product cyclin-T1-3-like. NCBI's taxonomy places the organism in Eukaryota, Viridiplantae, Streptophyta, Magnoliopsida, Rosales, Rosaceae. Gene Ontology annotation, molecular function: cyclin-dependent protein serine/threonine kinase activator activity. Gene Ontology annotation, cellular component: cyclin/CDK positive transcription elongation factor complex; nucleus. Gene Ontology annotation, biological process: positive regulation of DNA-templated transcription, elongation; regulation of transcription by RNA polymerase II. The record is from RefSeq and is a predicted model, not a curated record. The transcript has 7 exons. Bases 277 to 2112 code for a protein of 611 amino acids.
CAAAAGCAAAAGGAGAAAUAAAUAAAAGAAACCAAAAUACAAAAUUCACAAAACAGGAAAGCCAUCGAUCUCUAUUCUCUAUUGUCUCUCCCUCUUGCUCGCUUCACAGUAUAAAACCCUAAGUUCAAAUUCGGAAAAGUCGACACUUUCCUGCCCUGGGACUCUCGCCUUCAUCAAUUCGAGGAAGCUGCUGGAAUUUGGUGAUUAGUCUUCACAGUUUCCAUAUUGAUGAACUGUCUAUGUCAGAGUUAUAUUAAGUGCUGAACAGAGAUACAUAUGGCUUCCUUUUUGUCUGGCGAUUCCUCUAACUAUGGUAUAAGUGAUACUGGUUCCUAUAAACACACUCAGGAUAAGCUAGACGAAGGAGCCUGUUGGUACUUUUCCAGAAAGGAAAUUGAAGAAAAUUCUCCAUCUAAAAUAGAUGGAAUUGACUUAAAGAAAGAGGCAUAUCUACGCAAGUCAUACUGUACUUUUCUACAAGACUUGGGGAUGAGACUUAAAGUACCCCAGGUAACGAUUGCAACAGCCAUAAUCUUCUGUCAUCGAUUCUUCCUUUGCCAAUCCCAUGCAAAGAAUGAUAGAAGGACCAUUGCAACAGUGUGUAUGUUUCUUGCUGGGAAGGUUGAAGAAACUCCCAGGCCGCUGAAAGAUGUCAUUCUUGUCUCGUAUGAAAUUAUUAAUAAAAAGGAUCCUGCAGCAGUUCAUAGAAUCAAGCAAAAGGAGGUAUAUGAACAGCAGAAAGAGUUGAUUUUACUUGGAGAGAGGGUUGUUCUCGCAACUCUUGCCUUUGAUCUUAAUGUAAACCAUCCAUAUAAACCGCUGGUUGAGGCAAUAAAGAAAUUUAAAGUAGCUCAAAAUGCCCUUGCUCAAGUUGCAUGGAAUUUUGUUAAUGACGGACUUCGGACAUCACUUUGCUUGCAAUUUAAGCCCCACCACAUUGCGGCUGGUGCCAUUUUUCUUGCUGCUAAGUUCCUCAAAGUAAAGCUUCCAUCAGAUGGCGAGAAGGUCUGGUGGCAAGAGUUUGAUGUCACCCCACGCCAAUUGGAGGAAGUGAGCAAUCAAAUGUUGGAACUAUAUGAACAAAAUCGGUUACCACCGUCCGCUAAUGAAGUUGAAGGAAGUUCAGUGAGUGGUGCUAAUCAUCAGCCUUCUGCAAAAGCUACAACUAGCAAUGAAGAACAUGCAACAGGCAACAGUCAUUCGCAGGCUGGAGGUACAAGACCUGGAACCUCAAAGCCAGCAUCUAGGCAAGGGUCUGAGCAGUCUUAUGUUGAGAAUGGUGGACCUGCUAGAACUACCCACAGUCAAAGUAAUGACUACAGAAGUGCUGAAAUGAAAGGUGCUUUGGAUCAGAGUAUGGAUGUUGAAUUCAAAGAUAGUCAACCCCCCGAAGCAGUUUCACUGCACCUAGACAAGGUGGGGGAAUCUCAAAAUAUAUCAAGGUUUGUGUCAGAGGGACAUAGUGAAGAGCAAGAAAGAGAGAGCAAUGUUGGGAAAGGUGAAACAAGGGAAGGAUGGGAACCGAAGGAUAAACAAUUUGGCCGAAGUUUGGAGAAUCGACAAAGUGCACAUGGCCGAUCACCACAGGAAGCUAUAAAAAAAAUUGACAAGGACAAGGUAAGGGCAGCACUGGAGAAACGAAGGAAAUCCGUGGCCGAUGUGACUCGGAAGACAGAUGUGCUGGAUGAGGAUGAUUUGAUUGAGAGGGAACUCGAAGAUGGUAUUGAACUGGCUACGGGGAGUGAGAAGAACAAGCGGGACAGGAGGCAAAGCUGGUCAAAGCCCUCAAAUAGGCAAGAACAUGAGGGCCUGCAUCAGGGAAAACAUCCGGACGGUGUUGGAGAUGGCGGACCACAUUUAAACAAUAUAGAAGAAGGUGAGGUAUCAGCACUUGAUGCCGGACAAGAAUUUCAGUCACCAAAAUCAAGCAGUCGUAAGAGAAAGGCAGGAAGCCCAGUAGCAGUUCCUAUGGAAAGGAAGCAGCGACAUGAUUAUGUGCCUGGGCCCCAUCACCAUAAUCAUGGUGAUUAUACAGAAGAUCACAACAGGGUGGGCCGCUCUGGCCAUACAGAAAGGGAUAGCAAAAGGCAUGCACCGGAAAAUCAUGUGUGAUGAGUGUACUGCUUGCCACAAACAAUCCUCGGUUUCUGUUGUGAUUUCUUUGGUGAUGAUCAUGGGCACACUAUCCUGUCUUCUCCCAGCUUCUGGGAAAAUAUUUAUGUGCUCUAAGGCUCCUUCAGCUUGAUGAUUUUGACCAGCUUCCAUGUAUACUACAUCCUCUGCCCUUCAGAAAUCUCUAAGAGGCAUAUCAAAGUCCUAAGUGGACUAUACAUAAAGGUUCUUUUUGAAUCUCAUGUCUUUCUAAAGAUGUUUUGGAUGUAACCGUGUACGAUGUAUUUUAGUUUAGAUGAUGAUAAUUUGAUUGUAGAAUCAUAGUAGUAAAAAUAGGGAAGAAACCCUUCGAUAUUGUCUAAUCAAUUCAGUUUAGUAUAUCCAUCUCAGUCGUAUAUGGUUGAAAUGGAUUCUUGUUUUUCUUCCUUUCGUUUCUCGUGCCUGUCUUCCCCUUCCUUUGUUCAAACUAAUGCGAAAUGUUGGAUCUUGUAUUGGAUUA